Phaedon cochleariae (mustard beetle) is the source of this 1403-nucleotide messenger RNA. Lineage: Eukaryota; Metazoa; Arthropoda; Insecta; Coleoptera; Chrysomelidae. The record is from the annotation of a GenBank genome assembly.
AUGACUUAUGACCAGGGCUUAUGACAUUUUUAUUGAAUAGAUCCGUAAGACAUUGACCAUUCAUAUUCAUAUUGAAAUCAUUGAAGUGGUCUACCCCAGGCUGUACCUAUUGCAAAAACGAAACUAUCAUUGAGUAUUUAAUUUUCCUGAAGUUAUGUCUAUUAAAAAACUUACCUGCCUCUUCAAUGGUCCAACAAAAAGCUUCACAAGGUGUUUCAGUCUGCACAAAUUAUCAGAAGAGCAUUUGAUGCUUCAGAAAACGUGCCGAGAUUUUGCAGAAUCAGAACUCAAACCCAUAGCUGCUCAGUUAGAUAGAGAACACAAAUUCCCAGCAGAACAGAUAAAAAAACUGGGUGAACUAGGCGUAUUAUCUAUAAAUGUAUCAGAGAAAUAUGGAGGAGCAGGGCAAGAUACACUUGCGCUAGCGAUAGCUGUUGAGGAAUUAUCCAGGGCUUGUGGGGGCACUGGUGCUAUUGUAUCAGUGCACAAUUGCUUAUAUGUGAAUUUGCUAGAUAAGUGUGGUACAGAUGCCCAAAAAGAAACAUUUUUAAGACCAUUCACCUCAGGGACUUUGGGUUGUUUCGCCCUCAGUGAACCAGAUGCUGGUAGUGAUGUGGGAGCUAUGUCGUGUACAGCAGUGUUAGAUGGUGACCAUUAUGUAUUGAAUGGUACGAAAUCAUGGGUAACCAGUGGUACAGUAGGAAAGGCUGCUGCUGUUUUUGCAACGAUUGACAAAAGUCUCAAACAUAAAGGUAUCACCGGCUUCCUUGUCCCGCUGCCCACCCCGGGUGUCUCCCUGGGCAAGAAAGAGGACAAACUCGGCAUCCGCGCCUCGCCCACCUGCAACCUCAUCCUCGAGGACGUGCGGGUGCCGCGCGACCACGUGCUCGGCGCGCCCGGUGGCGGCUUCAAGAUGGCCAUGGAACAGCUGGACAAGGCGCGAGUCGGCAUCGCCGCGCAGGCGCUGGGAAUAGGGCAGGCUGCGUUGGAGGUGGCGGUCGCGUACGCGGCGCAGAGGAAGGCGUUCGGGCAGCCGAUCAAUAAGUUGCAGGCUGUGAAGUUGCGGCUAGCCGAAAUGUCGCUGAAACUGGAAGCGGCCCGGCUGCUGGUCUGGCGCGCGGCGUUGUGCUGCGACGAACCGCGCAGGACCACCAAGGAGUCCUCGAUGGCCAAGUUGGCUGCCAGCGAGGCGGCCACUUUUGUUUCUCACAGCGCCAUCCAGAUCCUGGGCGGCAUGGGCUACGUCACCGAUAUGCCGGCAGAGCGGCACUACCGAGACGCCAGGAUCACGGAGAUUUACGGGGGGGUGAACGACGUGCAGAGGUUGGUGAUCGGGGACCUGAUCGUCAAGGAGUACGAGUGAAGGUGAUAGGUACUUUAAACUACUGUUUUUCCACUACUAG